This is a messenger RNA of Nothoprocta perdicaria, 2115 nucleotides long. RefSeq names its product transmembrane p24 trafficking protein family member 8 (gene TMED8). The coding region runs from base 13 to 885 and encodes 290 amino acids. Lineage: Eukaryota; Metazoa; Chordata; Aves; Tinamiformes; Tinamidae. The record is from RefSeq and is a predicted model, not a curated record. The transcript has 5 exons.
UCUUCUCUCCGCAUGCUCUGCUUACGGCUAGAAAAUGAGGAUUCGGCGCCAAGGACGGAGCUUGUGGAGCAGCCGGCUGCCGCUUUGGAGUCCGGGAGGCCCCGGUGCAGGUCGCAGACUGGGCCGCCUGCACAGGAUCUGAAGGAAGAAGGUGGCACUUCGGAGGACCGGAAAGUAACUGAAUUGAAGGACAAGCAGCCUGACCAAAUCCCUUCCCCCAAAGAGGAGUCUGUUUUUCGGAUGACCAAAUACCACAUACCUCAAGGAGCAGGGGAUAUAGUCAUGAUUCAGUCGGAUCACACGGGUGCUGUGGAUAUCCUGUCAGCUGAGCUGGAGACUGCAGACCUCCUCGGGGAGCAGAGGAAAGCUCAGCCUCCUCCUCUGGCUCCACCCACGACGUGGACCACUGAGAAGAUGAAGGAAUUCAAAGCCAGGUUGGGAAAGGAGAAGAAUGGCCGCAUGGUGGUGAAGCGAGGUGAGGUGGUGACAGUCCGUGUGCCAACCCAUCCGGAUGGGAAACGUGUCUGCUGGGAGUUUGCCACAGAUGACUACGACAUUGGAUUUGGAGUCUACUUUGACUGGACUGCAGUGACUAGCACUGCCAUUACCGUGCAGGUCAGCGAAUCCAGUGAUGAGGAGGAUGAGGAUGAGGAUGAGGAAAUUGAAGGACUUGCCCCUGUUGGGGAUGUGGAAAGGGGCUCCAAGAGCUGCCCGCGGAGCCGCUACGGGGAGAUCAUGCCCGUGUAUCGGAGAGACAGCCACCGGGAGGUGCAGGCGGGCAGCCACGACUACCCCGGCGAAGGCAUCUACCUCCUCAAAUUCGAUAACUCCUACUCACUGCUCCGCAACAAGACUCUGUUCUUUCACGUCUACUACACCAGCUGAAGGGACGGAGGGGCAGGGACAGCAGGCAAGUAACGGUGAGUGGAGCAGGCUGCCAGCCAGCCCUGGGACUCCCUGGUGGGCACUGCUGCGUUACAGAGUCAGGGCACGACUCUGCCAGCUCUUCUUCAGAUACGGACUGGCUUUUCCCCCAACCCUCCUUCCCAGCUGACCCGGUGAAGAAGGUAGUUGUGACUGCCUGACUGUCCACAGGCAGCUGCUCUUUCGGUAAAACGUCAGGAGACCUGGUCUGAAGAGACCUCAGCCUGGGGCUUCUUGUCACAGCCAGGAUAUGUCCAGAGGCCAGGUUCAGCUGGUUGUAGCUUCUUUCUGUUGCACUGGUACGAAAUGAAGUCAAAAUGUUCCUUGAUUUGUUACAGUUUUGUAAAUAACUUUUCAGACUCUUCUGCUGCAUCUGUGUCACUAGAGGGAGGCUGUUGGCUGAAAUGAUGUGACUGGAUGGUUGGUCACCUACCCACUGAUCGUGUCAUCACUUACCACCACUCCGUGUCACCACCAGCCAGUGCUUCCUUCAUUCACUUACUGGUGUGGGACAGCCUCUGUUGGCAGCGGCCAGAUUGUGCUACAGCAGCAAGGGCCCCAGUGAUGCAGUGACCGUGUGUUUGUAUGGAGUGUGUGGUUGGGAGGCUGUACCUUGGGGUCUACAGGAAAGCCUUUGAAUGGACUGAGAGCUGGAUAUUGCAUCCAGUGAUUACAGGGAUAUGUAGCUGAUUAUAACUCCAGUGACCACCAUGAUUAUGGGAUAUGUAACUGAUUAAAACUCCAGUGACCACCAAGAGGUUUUUUUGUAAUACAGCUGUGAAGUGGAAGAAAAAAGCUUACUACAAUGCUGGAUAAAUAUGAAACCAGCAAGCACAUUGGGAUACAACCAAUAAAUACAUAACAGAUGCUUCUUAGUAGCAGCAUGUUCGUUCACUGGUAUUGCUGCUGGAUGGAUAAUAUAGUUUAUAGUAAGGAAAAUGUUCCCCGAGGCAGCUUGUCAGCUGCUAUUGCUGUUACAAGGUACUGUUACAAAAGAACAUCUGCUCAGAAGCUCAAAAGGUGUGAGAUUUAACUAGUCUUUUCUAUAAGCUAGAAUCGACAAAGCCAUUACCAGCCCUCACCGUGUGGUAAAGGAUGGUUUUGAUUGCCAGCAAUGGCAUUAGCAAUCACUUUCUGCUGAAGUGUUGGCAGAGUUGAUCAAGGAUUAACUUAAUCCUUCAGAGAUGAGUU